AUGACAUCUCCAAGCACAAGCAACGAUCAUCGAUGCCUAAACCUAAUAUCAAAAUGCAAAUCCUUAGAAAAUCUCAAGCAAAUCCAUGCCCAAUUCCUCACAACCGGCCUCUCUCACCACACGUUUCCUCUCAGCAAGCUUCUUCACUUAUCCUCCACCGUCUGCUUAUCCUACGCACUCACCAUCUUCCGCCGAAUCCCAAACCCUUCCGUCUUCCUCUACAACACUCUCAUCUCCUCCAUCGUCUCUAAUCACCAAUCCACUCAAACCCAUCUCGCGUUUUCUCUCUACGCUCGGAUUUUAACCUCUAGAUCCGCCGCGAUCAGACCCAACCAAUUCACUUACCCUUCUCUCUCCAAAGCCUCUGGCUUUCACCCUCGGUGGCAUCGCCAUGGCAGAGCUCUUCAUGCCCAUGUGCUAAAAUUCAUCGAACCGGUUAAUCACGACCGGUUUGUGCAAGCUGCUCUGGUUGGGUUUUACGCCAAUUGCGGGAAACUGAGAGCAGCUCGAUCUCUCUUCGAUCGAAUUAUCAAACCUGAUCUAGCUACUUGGAACACCCUUCUCUCUGCGUACGCUAAUUCCGGCGACGGAGAAAACGAGAACGAUCUCGGUUUAUCGGAGGAGGUUUUGAGAUUGUUCGUGGAAAUGCAAAGGAGCUCGCUUGUGAGACCUAACGAGCUUACUCUCGUAGCGUUAAUCAAAUCUUGUGCGAAUUUAGGCGAUUUAUGUGGAGGCGUUUGGGCUCACGCUUAUCUUUUGAAGAACAAUCUGUCUCUUAACCAGUUUGUUGGAACUUCUCUAAUCGAUCUCUAUUCAAAAUGUGGAUCUUUGAGUUACGCACGCAAAGUGUUCGACGAAAUGCCUGUCAGAGACACUUCGUGUUACAAUGCUAUGAUUCGCGGCUUAGCGGUUCACGGGUUUGGCCAAGAAGCUAUCGGAUUUUACAAGAACCUGAUCUCGCAAGGAUUGAUCCCUGACGACGCGACUUUCGUGGUGACGAUAUCCGCGUGUUCGCAUUCGGGUUUAGUCGACGAAGGUCUCCGAAUUUUCAGCUCGAUGGAAGCGGUUUACGGGAUCGAGCCUAAGGUUGAGCAUUACGGUUGUUUAGUUGAUCUGCUGGGUCGAUCGGGGAGGUUGGAAGAAGCGGAAGAAUGCAUCGAGAAGAUGCCGAUGAAGCCAAAUGCGAUGCUUUGGAGAUCGUUUCUUGGGUCAGCUCAAGUUCACGGUGACUUGGAGAGGGGUGAAAUUGCGCUAAAGCAUUUGUUGGGGUUGGAAUUUGAAAACAGCGGGAAUUACGUGCUUUUGUCGAAUAUUUACGCCGGUGUUGACCGUUGGACUGACGUGGAGAAGACGCGGGAACUUAUGAAAGACCACCGUGUUAAUAAAUCUCCGGGGAUUAGUACCAUUAAUUAA
Molecule: messenger RNA, 1413 nt
Organism: Microthlaspi erraticum
Lineage: Eukaryota; Viridiplantae; Streptophyta; Magnoliopsida; Brassicales; Brassicaceae
Source: the annotation of a GenBank genome assembly